AUGUCUUUUCAUCAACGUGAUGAAAUUCGAUGGAAUAAGAAAGGUUAUUACGAACGAUUCGAUGGCAAAAAGUAUUGGCGAAAGUUAUGCGUGGUCGAAGGAUGUAUGAAACGAGCAAAAGUACUCAAUUGGUGUAAACGACACUACACUGAACAGAAACAAAAAACUCUAUUAACAACAACUUCUACACCCGUUUCUCAACAAUCCUCAGCAUCAUCUCUUUCAACGUCGACGCCUUCGGACAGUAUUUUAUCAUCAAAUCUUCUGUUUCAUUCGACUCAUUACCACCACUUACAAGCUGUGUCUCAGAUACCAAUGCCACCACCGUCGUACUUGUACACAUCGACAUCAUCAUUACCGAUUCAAUCUCAGCCAGCCUAUCAUGUUCGGAAUGAAAUUCGUUUGAAUAAACGUGGUUUCCGAGAACAGUACGAUGGCAUUGGACAUUGGCGUCCGUUGUGUAUCUAUGAUCAGUGUAUGAAACGCGCAAAGAAGUUGUCGUACUGCAAACGGCACUAUACUAAGCUGAUGAAUGAAAAUCAAUUGUCUGUCAGUGUGACGAAGAAUGACCCUACUCCAAGUGAAUGA
Messenger RNA from Adineta ricciae, 588 nucleotides. Lineage: Eukaryota; Metazoa; Rotifera; Eurotatoria; Adinetida; Adinetidae. The record is from the annotation of a GenBank genome assembly.